AGCUUAGCACCUUUUACAAGUCUGUCUGAGAGGCCAAGGCUACUAAUUCUUAGUGUUCCAUACUAAGGGAUUCUUUGACUAGGGAGUAAACAUGGGGAGGAGAACUACAUAUUUAGUCAUCCUUCAUAUUUCAUGGAUCUUAUGUGAAAAUGUCUUAUCUCUGCCUACACCAAGAGUUUUAGAAUAUGAUGUGGAUGGUGGAAGGGACAUGGACAUCUUUGAUAUCAAUGAAGAGGCUGGGUUAAACCUGGUGGAGGGGGAUAUUGAGCUUGAUGAGAAACAAGGCCGGAAUUCUAUAAUAGGGGAUCAAUACAGAUGGCCAAAGACUGUUCCCUACUACUUUGAGGAUGACUUGGAGAUAAAUGCAAAAGGUGUUAUCCUGAAGGCCUUUGAACAGUACCGACUGAAGACCUGUAUCGACUUCAACCCUUGGGAGGGAGAGCAGAACUACAUUUCCAUUUUCAAAGGAAGCGGUUGUUUCUCCUCUGUGGGUAACCAACAUGUGGGGAAACAGAGGUUGUCCAUCGGGACCAAUUGUGACCGCAUUGCGACCAUCGAACACGAAUUCCUCCAUGCACUGGGUUUCUGGCAUGAGCAGUCACGGUCGGACCGCGAUGACUACGUCACCAUCCUGUGGGACCACAUCUCUGAGGGUAAGGAACACAACUUCAACACGUACAAUGACACCAUGUCCAGUUCUCUGGGUGUCCCCUACGACUACGGUUCCAUGAUGCACUACAGUAAGACUGCGUUCAGGAACGGUACCGAGCCUACAAUCGUCACCAAGAUCCCCGCCUUCGCUGAUGUCAUCGGUCAGCGCAUGGAGUUCAGUGAUAAUGACUUGCUCAAGCUACGGCGCCUCUACAACUGCACACGCUCCUCCACUUUCCUGGACACCUGCGACUUUGAGAGGGAGAACAUCUGUGGUAUGAUCCAGGGGCCGGGGGACCAGGCAGAAUGGACAAGGGUGACCCAGGCACCUGGCGGGCCCAACACGGACUACUCCAACAUGGGCAAAUGCACGGGCUCAGGCUACUUCAUGCACUUGAGCACUGCCACAGGCAGACCAGCAGACACAGCCAGGCUGGAGAGCAGACUGCUCUACCCCAAGAGAAGCUACCAGUGCCUGCAGUUUUUCCUCUACAAUGGUGGUGGCGCCAACGAUCAGCUGGUGAUCCUUGUCCGAGAGUACGAUAAAGCCCACCCCAACGGAACCCUGCGUGUUAUUCAGCCCAUAGUUGCACCACCUCAAGACCUAUGGCACCUGCACCAUGUGAGCCUGAACGUGGUCAAGAAGUUCCGGGUGGUGUUCGAGGGCAUCAAGGGCGACGCCCCCUCCACAGGUGGUCUCUCCCUGGACGACAUCAACCUCUCUGAGACUACCUGCCCCGACCACGUGUGGCGGGUGAAGAACUUCAGCCACAUCAUGGAGACCACUCCUAACGACAAACCCAUCUACAGCCCCCCGUUCAAGUCCAGAGAGGGCUACACCUUCCAGAUGGGGCUCUACCCUAGUGGGAAGGAGGGCUAUGCGGGGGAGCUUUCUGCCUACGCCCACCUGGUGACCAUGACCGGUGACACAGAAGUGCGGAAGUGGCCGUGUCCGUGGAAACAGAUGACCAUGAUGCUGUUCGAUCAGAACCCAGACAUCAUGAGGCGUAUGAACAACCAGCGCAGUGUCACCACCGAUCCUACUAAGAAACUCAGUGAGACUUCAGAACUGUUCUUCUGGGAUGACCCUCGUAAGGUGGGCGUUGAAGUGUCAGCGGCGGACGGGACCAAAUAUUUCCGUGGGCCGGGUGCCGGGACAACCGCGUACCUCACCCAUGGCAGGGCCAAGAGCAGGGACUUCAUCAAGGGGGGAGACGCCAUCUUCCUGCUUACCAUGGAGGAUGUGUCACAUCUCACGGUGACCCAGCCCGUACCCUCCUCCACAUUGCCACCAGUCACCACGGUUACCACCGCCAUAUUGCCACCUACUGACCCCUGCACUAAGGUCACAUGUGGGAAUGAGGGCGUCUGUGUGGUGGAUGCUGGAAAUGCUGUCUGCAGGUGUGCAGUUGGUGACGACUGGUGGUACUACGGAGAGAGUUGUCAGUAUCAGGGUUCCACCCAGGACACGAUGACCACAGCGCUUAUAGCCUCUUUCUCUGUGCUGGGUGGCAUGUUGGUGGUGACUGCAGUCAGUGUGGUGUGUGUGAAGAGGAAAAACAAGAACAGUGGAGGUGGAGGGGACCGGGGCAUCACCAUGUCCAAUGUCACCAUCACAGGAAUGUAAUGUUUUCCCCUGCCAGAACCAAAUCUAUUCAUGGCCAGCAUUAAGUAGAUGAAGAAGUUAACUGCAAAAGCUACAACUCCUUCAAAUAUAAAAUUACAAAAGAUCUACUGGAAAUACCACUUAAAUGUCUCAUCCCAAUAAUUAUCUGCCUAUCAGCCAUGUAUUUUGAUCAGCCUGUUAAUUUGACAUGAUUUGUAGUUUCUUUGUGUAUGUAAAUCUCCAACUAUUUUCUUGUGCUAAAUUUUUGAAGUGUAUGUACAGUAUUGUUCAGGGCAUACGCUACAUUAGUGUUGCUGUCAUGGCAUUUUCAUAUCAGACUCUUAAUAGUUUUAAAUUGAGAUAAUUAUAUCUGAAAUGUUGAUGUUGUAGUCAUGGAAGGGAAGGCAUUAGGGGUAUAAAUAUAAUAAGUGGUUCUAGAGUUAGUCUGAUUUUGAAAUGAAUGAGAUGCUAAUAUAAACAUUUGACAAUAUUGACCUCUUCUGGUCAUAAGGUGCACAUACAUCUGAUUUUCAAAUUAGGACUCUAUUCAAUAAGUAGCACUGAAGUUCUGUGUUGUAGCCAGAUUGACAUUUAGAGGCAAUGUUUCCGCGUUAGUAGACACGACAUUCACGGUAAACGCUACAUGUCAGCUCAAUUGGAAAUUCCCUCUAAAUUUCAAGCGUGCUAUAGAGCCAAACUUCAGCUAUAGAGAUUGAAUAGAGCCCAAACUAGAGCUAUAGUAUGACACAUGUGCAACAAGAGAUUAUCCUGCAUUUCUGGAUAACAGUAAUGUAAAAAUGGUACAUUUGAAAUUGUAUUGUAAAGUCUAAUUGAAAGCUAUCAGCUAUACUUUAUGGCUGUUUUCGGGUUUAUAGGAACUUAAAAUUGUAUGACCUUAAUCUGCAAAAUACAAGUGGGUCAUACAUUGGAAAAGGGGAGGAAUACUGAGAGAAAUGAUUGUCUAAGUUUACACGUGUCAAACGCACACAGAGAGAAUUUAAAAUGUAACUGCAAAAUAUAAAAAUACCACUCGAACAACAAAGCUUACAAAUGGAAGAUUUAUUAUACCAAAGACAGGAACGUUUUGUGUGGUUUACUUUCCAUGUGGAUAAUAUAGCAUUUGUUUGCAUUACUGAACUGGACACAGUCAUGCCGGUGAUAGCAGUGGGACAGAAUACCGUGUGUGUGUGUGUGUGUGUUGUGAGCACAUUAGAGGGAGUGCUGACUAACCAAGAUGUAAGUAUCAACAGAACUGAAUGAAAAGAACCAUAGUGAAUUGUGUGCUCUUGUACUGUAUAACAGGGUGGGUGUACUGUGUAUGCACGUAUCUGUGUGUGUAUUGAACAUGUCUCUGAGUGUAUGUGUCUACGAGAAAAAGGUGAGAUCGGCGAAAUUAGGUCUGACCCACACCCCCUCUACACCACUAAAUCCAUCCACAAACAUACAGGUACACAGUUCCUUUAAAAGCAUCAGUAUUUCUCUUAUUUACAAUUCAUUGGGGGAAACAAAUCACAAUUUCUCUCAGAGAAGAUUAGUAAAAGUGACUAGGUCACCAUAAAGAGUAUGCAACUCCUAAGAGUUAGUCUUUCAAAUUUCUACAAAAAUGUCUAUGCCUUUUGUACAGGCCAAGAGCCAUGAUUUACUGAAGAAAUAGAGUUUUAUCAAGUGCCCCAUCUACAACAGUUAAGCGUGGUAUUAUUGGUGUGCACCAUUCAAAUGUAUUUCAUUGAUAAUAAAAAAGAUUGUUCUCCAUG
Oncorhynchus masou masou (cherry salmon) is the source of this 4011-nucleotide messenger RNA. It is a transcript of the gene mep1bb, whose product is annotated as meprin A subunit beta b. The transcript is spliced from 14 exons. Gene Ontology annotation, cellular component: membrane. Gene Ontology annotation, molecular function: protein binding; zinc ion binding; metalloendopeptidase activity. NCBI's taxonomy places the organism in Eukaryota, Metazoa, Chordata, Actinopteri, Salmoniformes, Salmonidae. The coding region runs from base 92 to 2278 and encodes 728 amino acids. The record is from RefSeq and is a predicted model, not a curated record. Gene Ontology annotation, biological process: proteolysis.